GCGUCGCUCGCUCUGCCUCCUCACAGCCAUCUCCUGGUCGCCUUCCUCUCCUCACAGCCAUCUCCUGGUCGCCUUCCUCUCCUCACACCGCCCUCCUCCUCCUGUUUCUGCUCUUCGACCAUCGGAACGCGCUACCCAUGAUGGACAUAGAUUUCAACGACCCAAUCGCGACAUUCGACGCUCCCUCGCCCUUCGACAUGCUGGAGAGCGAUGAGGCACAGGACAACUGCUGCGAAGAAUCAAGAUCUGAGUGGCUCUCAAGAUUCUUCGGUGAAGAGCCCAAUCUUCCGCUGGAAACUCUCGAAGAAGCGAGCCGGCUGCCCGGCAUCUCCCGCUCCAACUCCGAGCCCCUUCCCUACUCAAGGCAGAGCUCAGAGACCCUCGACGUCCUGCCACCGGAGCAGCUCUGCUUCCUGGGGUUCACCGACAGCCAAUGUGAUUCAGAUGGCGGGUUCGACAUGUGCGAGACUUGGUUCCAAGAGGAGGGGCAGCCAAGGGAGAGCAAGCAGCAGCAGCAAGAGUUCUCGGAGAGCUCUGCGACCGUCCUGAUGAAGAAGACGCAACGCGGCCUCCACGUGGCUUCAAACCCUCAGAUCCAGCAGACAGCUCGCGACGGACAGGCUCACUGGGCAGAGAAAGUGAAGAUGAUGCGUCGCGAGCAUGCGCUGCUACGAGUGGCGGAGCUGAACAGAGCGUUUCCUCGGCAGAUCGCAGAGUGCUGCAGGCUGAACUUAAAAAGCCAGAAAGAAUCCCUCCUGCUUUGCUUGCAACGCGCCGUGAGAGAUAAGCUCAUUCAACCUGGCAAGUUCGUCAACCCUGCCGACAUGAAGAGAAGCUUUCUCGGCUGGACUCAGUUCACCAUUCGACCUGGUUGCGCCGAGAGCUUCAGGAUACAGAUAGAAGAGAUGUUUGAAGAGAAGGAGCCGAAAAGAAACACCAUCCACAGCCUCUUCCGUCGUGCUGGGUUGGUGCCCAAGGACUGGAAGCGAGCAUGGGAGGGCAAAGCUUCAUUCUACUUUCGUGCUAGAUGUAAGAGGAUAUGACAAGGUCAGCUUAGAAGAAAUCUUUUUGAUUCUUUAGUACAAGCACUAAGAUAAAGUCCCUUAUCGCU
Guillardia theta CCMP2712 is the source of this 1111-nucleotide messenger RNA. RefSeq lists its product as hypothetical. The transcript is spliced from 6 exons. Lineage: Eukaryota; Cryptophyceae; Pyrenomonadales; Geminigeraceae. The record is from RefSeq and is a predicted model, not a curated record. Bases 138 to 1043 code for a protein of 301 amino acids.